AUGGCAACUAUUAGAAAAGCCGGAACUCUAACAAAUCUACAACUCUGUUCAGUGUCUUCCCCUUUGUCCAAAUCCUCUUCAAGUCCUCAGAAUUCUCUGUUACCUUCUUCGGUCACCUCACUAGACUCCCGGGCAUCUUUGAGGGCUAUUGAGAGAUCGAAUUCAAAGCACAAGGGACAGCUUUGGAGGAAACUGCUUUUCCAUUCUUUCAUUUGUUUCAUGGUUGGUGUUUCCAUUGGACUCAUCCCACUCGCGUCAACUAACAUGUCCUCGAAGAUCAUGGCAAACCAUCAAGGUCUCUCUUUUGAGAUACUAUCUGAAGUGGAAAAUUUGAAGACAAAUAUGACACCAUUAGUUGAUGAGGAUGUGAAGUUUGAUGCUACUUUGAUUUCACCUUUGCAAGAACAAGAACUAACAAAUGGUGUAGCAUAUAACAUCUCAGAUAGCCAGUUCAGUGAAGAAUCAUAUUUGGAGUCUCAGAAGCUUCUCAUUGUUAUCACGCCGACUUAUAAUCGUCUAUUUCAAGCUUAUUACUUGCACCGUUUGUCACAAACUUUGAAAUUGGUCCAACCUCCUUUGUUGUGGAUUGUUGUUGAGAUGAAUUCUCAAUCUGAAGAAACUUCUGACAUCUUGAGGAGUAGUGGGAUCGUGUAUAGGCAUCUUGUCUGCAAAAUGAAUCUCACCAACACAAGCCAUAAGAGUAUUCUUAUGAGAAAUAUCGCCAUAGCUCACAUUGAAACUCACCGUCUCGAUGGAAUUGUCUAUUUUGCAGACGAUGAUGACAUCUACUCAGUUGAACUCUUUCAGCAAAUGAGAGAAAUAAGGCGAUUUGGAACAUGGACUGUUGCAAAACUAUCAGAGGAUAGAAGUGGCGCUGUCUUGCAAGGGCCAAUUUGCAAUGGAAGUGAAGUAAUUGGGUGGCACACAAAUAACGAAUCAGAUAGGAAAUCUAAAAGAUUCCAUGCUGAAAUAUCAGGUUUUGCCUUCAAUAGUACGAUACUAUGGGGACGAAAGAAGUGGCACCGAUCACUUCUUGAACGUAUCAGACAGCUCGAAUCAGCCGAGGAGAAUUUGUGGGUUAGCAUGUUGAUUGAGCAGGUUGUUGAAGAUGAAAGUCAAAUGGAGGGCUUAAUGAACGACUGCUCGAGAGUCUUGGUUUGGCGUAUUGAUCUCAAGUCAUCUCAUUCCUUCUAUCCUCAUAAAUGGAUUGCAAAAAACAACCUAGAUGUCAUUUGGAAUCUUCCACCUGUGUGA
Molecule: messenger RNA, 1254 nt
Organism: Vicia faba (fava bean)
Lineage: Eukaryota; Viridiplantae; Streptophyta; Magnoliopsida; Fabales; Fabaceae
Source: the annotation of a GenBank genome assembly